CAGGUGGAGUGCCGUAGGGCGGUAGCAGGUGAGAGGUGCCAGAGCGGGUGAGCGUCGGAGCGAGAGGCGGCCAGUGGUGUGUCAUACAGACUGAGCAGUCGCAUCGUUCGGGAAGUGUGCCGGGUUCUGCAGCCAAGUACCUGUGGCGGAGCAGUAGAGCGGGUAGUGAAGAUGGAUGCAUCUCCCUUUAGAAGGGGGCAGUGGGCCUCCCAGUCUGUCCGAGUCACUGCAAGGGAACUGUCCCUUGUGAAACCAAAGAAUGCAGCAAUUAUGGAGAUUUUCUCCAAGUAUCAGAAAGCUGCUGAAGAGUCAAGUUUUGAAAAGAAGAGAUCUAACGCAGAGAAUCUGCCCCCCCGUUUUAAUCGGGGCUCUCUCAGUGUAUUAAGGAAGAGGUGGGAGAUCCCUAGUCAAGCAAGUCUGACUGAAGUGAACAGCAGCUCCCAUCUGAGGCAGAAGGUGAGCAGCAGCCCAAGGGGUGAGAGUAUUUCCUCGGAAGAGCGUUCUGAAGUGGUCAGCGCCAAGGCUCAGUCUCCUGCACUUCGCAGCAAUCGCUUCCGCUAUCCCAGUGCCACAGAACACGGCUCUGGCCACAACGUGGGGGAAAACAUGGACCAAGACUUGGAGGUUACAAAUCAGGACACCCCAGAUCCUUCUCCCAAGGUUGAAAAGUUUAAUGUGCCAUUGAACAACUUGAAGAUGAUGUUUGAAAAAGGUGAAGUUGCCAACAAGCCUCAACAGGAACCUGGGAAAAUCAGUGUGGGAAGAAUUAUUACAGACAAGUAUAUCUCCUCUGAAGACUCUGAUAGCUGCUUCACUGACAAGAGUAUAUCUUCUGGCUCUCCUGAUGGCUCUCCAAGCAAACACACCACUCGCCUGGAAGAGUCCCCCAUUCUGCAGGCCACUCCGCUGCGAGACAGGAUGGCCAAGUAUCAGGCAGCUCUUUCCAAACAGAAUGAGGUGAAAAAUCAUACUGACCAUAAAGAAAACGUCCCUCCGACCCACGUGAACAACGUCUCGUCUCCUGACCAUGAAAAGAGAAUUGUGAACGAGAACAGCCCUGUCAUUUCCAGGAACACCUCGGAUAACCAUGAUAAAUCGGAAGAGAUUCAGAGAUCCGGCAGCUCUUCUGAAUACAGUCCCCAAAGAGUGCUAAAUCCAGUGGAGGCUUCACCUCCCAAAUCUGUAAAGAAGUUCCAGUUGCCGGCCAGAGAAGUCUGCUUUAGCUGUCAGAAAACCGUAUAUCCGAUGGAACGUCUCUUUGCCAAUAAUCAGGUGUACCACAACAGCUGCUUUCGUUGUUCUCAUUGUUCAACCAAGCUUAGUCUUGGAACUUUUGCAUCACUACAUGGUACUGCUUACUGCAAACCCCACUUCAACCAGCUGUUCAAAUCCAAGGGGAAUUAUGAUGAAGGUUUUGGGCACAAACCGCACAAAGAACUUUGGGUGAACAAAACCGAGACAAGUGAAGCAGAAGAGAGCCCCAUGCAGACUUCUGCUAAUGUUUCCAAGGAUCCCAACAGCCCUGUUGUGGAAGAAGCUCCCAUAGCAAAGGUUGGAGUCCUAGCUGCAUCCAUGGAAGCUAAAACUGUUAAUAGUUUGCAAGAUAAGGAAAAGCAAGUGGAGACCAAAAGGCUGAGAAUUGCCUGGCCUCCCCCAGCUGAAUCCAGUUCCUCUAGUGGUUCUUUGGAGGAGAAUUUGAAAGUGCUUAGACCAAAGUGGCCACCAACUGAAGAAAUUCAAAAAGUAGAAACUGAAGAGGACUUGGACCUUAAAAAGCUCAGGCGAAGUGGAUCACUUAGAGAGCGCAGCCGACCUUUUAUAUUCUCUGUGGCUAAGCAUGUGGAUAGUGAAAAAUCCAUGGAUAACUUGCCCACAUCACCUCCAAAAUUGAGAAAGUCAAAUUCUUUUAAGCUACGCGAUACCUGGAUAAAGAAGCCAGAAGAAAGGCAAUCGGUGGAAGAAGAGAACAAGCCCUCACAAGAUAAUAAAGAUGUUGCUGAGGAAAAAAAGGAGAUUCCCGCUGACCUGGCUGAUAAAGUCUUGGCGAGUGAGGAUGUUUCUAAAGUGGAAGUUGCCGAACAGCAACAUUCCCCUGAAGGGUCCACCGAAAUGAACCUCUCGAGUCUGGAAGAUCCAGUAGUCCCUAAGAAUGCCUCCGCUGAGGAGAACCGCAGGUCCCAAGAUGUUGGCUACUGGGAGGGAGAAGAGCUUGAAGAGCUUUCUGUUGAAGAUCAGAUCAAAAGGAAUCGGUACUAUGAUGAGGAUGAUGAAGAUGUUGAUGGUGAAGAGAAUGACUAACAUGGCUUGUCCAGUGUGUGUGUGUGUCUGUCUGGGGCUUAAUUUUCUCAUUUAGUAUAUCAUAUAAAUGUGUAUAAAUGUCUUUCCUGUAAAGCUUAUUCCUUUUAAAGGACUGCGUGAGGUUGAAAAUAUGGAAUGUUGCUGAUACCAAACCAGUGGGUGGGAAACGGAAAGAAAAUUCGGAAACUAGUAAAUGCAACCUGGUUUAGCUUUCAACUAGCAAGGGACACUCUCAUGGGUUUUCCUUAAAGGUGCAGCUGGUCAGAUAUUGGCACACUUCUGGCUUCUUGGUGGUAAAUGCCAGUUUCCUAUGAAAUCUAGAGGUUCAUUCCAUGGAGUGGCAAUUCUGUCUGCCACCUCACAUGUGCCCUUAUUUCCAGGUAAGACGAGAUACUGAAUGCUGCCUGAUCCAUGUUUCACAUUGCAGAACCUUCGUGCGUCGGAUAUGUAUGUUAAACGCUUCAUGUUGGCAUCUCUUGCCAGAAACUUAUCACUAUAAAAAUAUGCAACUUUGUAAAUGUCAUAGGGAUUGUGAAUGUAACUGGCACUGAUUGACUUGCCUCAAAUCUUAUUUGGCUUUGAGAACCUGUAUUUGCUGGUAGCCGGUUCUCUCAGUACUGUAAUAAUUCUGAUCAAAUGCACCCCCCCCCCCAUUCCGCAGAAGUGCAUUCAUUGUGUAUGAGAAUAAUAUGCAAACUGGAAACAAAAAAUCUCUUAUCUGGUACAAUAGAGCCUUCAGUUGUGGUUGAGUGACCCAGACACCAACCCCUAAACGGGUCUCAAUGUGCAAUGAGCUGUCCAUGUUGUGAACUGGAAUGUUAUCAGUCGAGCUGACGUACUGGUGUUAUUUAAUAUGCAUUAUUUUGCACUGGAGGAAUUUGUUAGCAAAAGUAGCCGAUGACUUCUUCUACAUUCCAAGUUUGCUGCUGAAGAAUCUCCCUUAUCCCGUUUUAUUCUGGAUAUUAUACAUUCCGAAGUUUGUUUUUUUUUCACGCUGAGCGCUUAGUGAGCAGUUAGGAGCCAGUCUCAACGUUUUAUGUCGGUAAAUGACAACGACCUGCAUUGUGUGUUCAUUCGUUUCACUUAUACCUAUUUUUCAGUGGAUUCUGUAAUUAACAGGAUUCCAACAGGCGCAACACUAAUUUUAGAGGGUAAUUUUUAAAAUAGUUUUACCCUGUUUUGAUUCUUCAUAUUGAUGGAUGACGAGACUGUUUUAUGUGUGAUGCAGCCAUCUUAAUUGCUGUAUGCAUGGUAUAAAGAGUGUUUGUUUUUUUUAUAUAUAUAUAAAAAGGUGUAAUAUAUUUUGCUUUACAACCAAUCUGACAAUAAAGAAUUUUAUUCACUGA
Molecule: messenger RNA, 3644 nt
Organism: Xenopus laevis (African clawed frog)
Lineage: Eukaryota; Metazoa; Chordata; Amphibia; Anura; Pipidae
Gene: lima1.L
Product: LIM domain and actin binding 1 L homeolog
Source: RefSeq, marked provisional